GGAACUGGAGCACAACAUGUUGGAGACCGUGGUCGUUCUCUACUCCUCAGAGUUAACUUUUUAAUCCCGGUUUUGUCGCGUUAUCACACAUAAGAGGAGGCGGAGGAGGUUGGGGAGAGAAAGGGGGCUAAUAAGUCAGUCAUGGUAUUAGGUUAGCGUGAAAGCUGGAGCGUCUUCUUGAAACUAAAGCCCAUUGAUAUUUAACUGUGAAGAGAAGAACAAGAAGAGGUAAAAGGGAAAGGGAAGCCCGGAGAAGCGAGAGAAAAGCGGGGUACAAGAUGCAGCUGACCGCGGUGCUGUGGGGCUCCCUGAUAACUUUGCUGCUCAGUCAGAGUCCAGCCCCUCCUCUGCUGAAUGUUGUGUUGUCUGAAUCAGGAUUCAGAGGAGUUCAGGGCAGCGCUGAGUGUUCAUGUGGGAGGAAUCACUUCACAUGUGCGGUCAGUGCAUUCGGGGAGUGUACCUGCAUCCCGGCCCAGUGGCAGUGUGAUGGAGAUAACGACUGCGGGGACCACAGUGACGAGGACGGCUGCAUGCUUCCCACCUGCUCACCGCUGGACUUCCACUGCGACAACGGCAAAUGUAUCCGUCGCUCCUGGGUGUGUGACGGAGACAAUGACUGCGAGGACGACUCCGACGAACAGGACUGUCCUCCCCGGGAGUGCGAGGAGGAUGAGUUUCACUGCCAAAAUGGCUACUGUAUUCGCAGCCUCUGGCACUGCGACGGUGACAACGAUUGCGGGGACAACAGUGAUGAACAGUGUGACAUGCGUAAAUGUUCGGACAAGGAGUUCCGCUGCACAGAUGGCAGUUGUAUCGCCGAGCACUGGUACUGUGACGGAGACACGGACUGUAAGGACGGAUCAGACGAGGAAAACUGCCCCUCAGAUGUGAUGCCAGCCACCUGCAGCGUGGAGGAGUUCCAGUGUGCAUACGGCCGCUGUAUCCUGGACAUCUACCACUGUGACGGAGAUGAUGACUGUGGAGACUGGUCGGACGAGUCGGACUGCUCUUCCCACCAGCCCUGCAGAUCAGUUGAAUUCAUGUGCAGCAGCGGGAUGUGCAUCAACGCUGGCUGGAGGUGUGAUGGCGAAUUCGACUGUGACGACCAAUCAGACGAGAAGAACUGCACCACGUCCAUGUGCACGGCUGACCAGUUCCGCUGUGGAACUGGACGCUGCGUCCGGUUGUCAUGGAGAUGCGAUGGCGAGGCUGACUGCUCCGACCGCAGUGAUGAAGAGGGCUGUGAGAAAACUGAGAGUCCUCCGUGUGCUCCCGAUCAGUUCCAAUGUGGAAAUGGUCGCUGUAUCGGUCAGAGGAAGGUGUGUAAUGAGGUCAAUGACUGCGGAGACGGGACUGACGAACACCCACACCAUGACUGCCGUCCACGCUCCAGUGAGGGCAACUGUAACCAGAAUAACGGAGGCUGCUCCCAGAAGUGUCAGAUGGUCAGAGGACUGGUCCAGUGCACCUGUCACACUGGAUACCGGUUGAUGGACGACGGCAAAGCCUGCCAGGAUGUGGAUGAAUGUGCUGAAGAAGGCUACUGCAGCCAGGGCUGUACCAACACGGAGGGGGGGUUCCAGUGCUGGUGCGUUCAGGGCUAUGAGCUCCGACCUGACAAACGCAGCUGCAAAGCUCUGGGUCCAGAGCCGGUGCUGCUUUUCGCCAACCGUAUCGACAUCCGCCAGGUUUUGCCGCAUCGCUCCGAGUACACCCUGCUGCUCAACAACCUGGAGAACGCAAUCGCCCUGGACUUCCACCACAGCCUUGAGCUGGUCUUCUGGUCGGACGUAACACUGGACCGCAUCAUGAAGGCCAACCUCAACGGCUCCAAUGUGGAGGAGGUUGUCUCCACUGGUCUGGAGAGCCCAGGUGGACUGGCCAUAGACUGGAUCCAUGACAAGUUGUACUGGACAGACUCGGGGACGUCCCGUAUCGAGGUGGCUAACCUUGACGGGACGCACCGCAAGGUGCUGUUGUGGCAGAACAUGGAGAAGCCCAGAGCCAUCGCAUUGCACCCCAUAGAGGGUAAGAUCUACUGGACAGACUGGGGCAACACACCUCGCAUUGAGUACUCCAACAUGGACGGUUCAAACCGACGGGUCAUCGCAGACACACACCUGUUCUGGCCCAACGGCCUCACCAUUGACUAUGCCGGCCGCCGCAUGUACUGGGUGGACGCCAAGCACCAUGUCAUCGAGAGGGCUGACCUGGAUGGACGCAACCGCAAGGCUGUGAUCAGCCAAGGCCUGCCCCACCCAUUUGCCAUCACAGUGUUUGAGGACAGCCUCUACUGGACUGACUGGCAUACCAAGAGCAUCAACAGUGCCAAUAAAUUCACCGGCAAGAACCAGGAAAUUAUUCGCAACAAGCUGCACUUCCCCAUGGACAUCCACACCCUGCACCCCCAGAGGCAGCCUGCAGGUGGCAGGAACCGCUGUGGCACCAACAACGGAGGCUGCAGCCACCUGUGUCUCCCCAGCAACAAGACGUACACCUGCGCUUGUCCCACCGGCUUCAAGAAGGUGGACCACUACAACUGCGCUGACGGUCUUGACAAGUUCCUGCUUUUUGCCCGAAGGACGGACAUCCGACGAGUCAGCUUCGAUACAGAGGACAUGUCCGAUGAUGUCAUCCCUCUGGCUGACGUGCGAAAUGCCGUGGCGCUGGACUGGGACGCCAAAGACGGCUACAUCUACUGGACGGACGUCACCACCGACUCCAUCAACAGAGCUCUGUGGAACGGCACCAAGCAGGAGGUCAGUGACAUCUACAGUAUGACUGAACUCAACACUGAAAUCCCAUCAUUUCUCAUCUGUCCAGGACUUAACAGAGAGGAGCAGCAGCAGAGGACAGCACGAUUUAACUUUACGCAAUACUGCCAUCUACUGCGGCUGAUGUGGAAGUGCAACAGCAAUUCAUGCUCUGUAGAAGAUAAUGUGGUGGUGGACACCAGUCUAGAGAGUCCAGCAGGUUUGGCAAUUGACUGGGUGACCAACAAGCUCUACUGGACUGAUGCUGGUACAGAUCGUAUCGAAGUUUCUAAUGCUGAUGGGAGCAUGCGGACUGUGCUGAUAUGGGAGAACCUGGACCGGCCCAGGGACAUUGUCGUUGACCCGAUCGGAGGUUUCAUGUACUGGACCGACUGGGGUGCCAACCCAAAGAUCGAACGUGCAGGCAUGGACGCCUCCAGUCGCAUCGUCAUCAUCUCAUCCAAUCUGACGUGGCCAAACGGGCUCGCCAUUGACUACGAGACCAAACGCCUGUACUGGGCAGACGCUGGCAUGAAGACUAUUGAAUUUGGCAACUUUGAUGGUUCUGACCGACAGGUUUUGAUUGGCAGUCAGCUGCCUCACCCCUUUGGCCUGACUGUACACGAGGACAAGCUGUACUGGACAGACUGGCAGUCCAAGAGCAUCCAGAGUGCUGACAAGCUCACCGGCUUGGGACGACACACACUGGCCGAAAACCUGGAGAACCUCAUGGACAUUCACAUGUUCCACCGCUUACGAGAGACAGUGCGUAACCCGUGUGCGGUGAAUAAUGGUGGCUGCAGCCACCUCUGUCUCCUGGCUCCUGCUCCCAAAGCCUCAAGCUGUGCCUGUCCCACCGGGAUCAACCUGCAGACGGAUGGAAAGACCUGCACGCCCGGGAUGAGCAGCUUCCUGAUCUUUGCACGGAGGACGGACAUCAGGAUGGUUUCUUUGGAUAUCCCCUAUUUUGCUGAUGUGGUUCUGGCCGUCAAUAGCUCCAUGAAAAACACCAUCGCCAUCGGGGUUGACCCCAAAGAAGGAAAAGUCUAUUGGUCUGACAGUACACUGAAGAAAAUCAGCAGAGCUAACAUCAACGGAAAAGCACAUGAAGACAUCGUAUCUACAGGGUUGAUGACAACUGACGGUCUGGCAGUGGAUGCUGUUGGCAGAAAGAUCUACUGGACGGACACGGGAACCAACCGCAUUGAGGUUGCCAACCUCGACGGCUCCAUGAGGAAAGUUCUCGUCUGGCAAAACUUGGACAGCCCUCGAGCCAUCGCCCUCUACCAUGAGAUGGGUUAUAUAUACUGGACAGACUGGGGAGAGCACGCUAAACUGGAGCGCUCCGCGAUGGAUGGAUCAGACCGUGUGGUCCUCAUUAGUAACAACCUGGGCUGGCCCAAUGGCCUGGCCAUCGACAUGGCCGGCUCACAGUUACUGUGGGCCGACGCUCACACUGAGCGUAUUGAGUCAUCUGACCUGAACGGGCAGAAUCGUCGCACCCUGGUGACUCCAGUCCAGCACCCGUACGGUUUAACCCUAAUGGGGUCCCACAUCUACUGGACCGACUGGCAGAGCCGCAGCAUCCAGCGAGCUGACAAGAACACUGGGACCAACACCAUCACGGUGCGAGCCAACCUGCCAGGCCUGAUGGACAUCCAGGCUGUGGACAGGGAGAGACCACUGGGUUUUAAUAAGUGUGGCAGGAGGAAUGGGGGCUGCACCCACCUGUGCUUGCCUCGUCCCAACGGUACGUCCUGCGCCUGUCCCACCGGCAUCCUGCUCAAGGGAGACGGCAGGUCAUGUGAUGACUCCCCAGAGACGUACCUGCUCUUCUCCAACCGCGUCAGCGUGCGCAGAAUCUCCCUGGACACCAACGACCACACCGACGUGCACGUACCGGUGCCCGAGCUGCACAACGUCAUCUCACUGGACUACGAUAGCGUGGAUGGAAAACUUUACUACACCGAUGUCACCCUGGAUGUUAUAAGGCGUGCAAAUCUAGAUGGCAGUGGCAUGGAGACAGUGAUCAGCCAGGGCCUGAAGACCACAGAUGGGCUGGCUGUAGACUGGGUGGCCAGGAAUAUGUACUGGACCGACACCGGGCGCAACACCAUCGAGGUGGCCCGUCUGGAUGGAACGAGCCGCAAAGUUCUGGUCAACAACAGUUUGGAUGAACCCCGAGCCAUUGCAGUGUUCCCAAGCAAAGGGUUCCUGUUCUGGACUGACUGGGGUCACAUUGCAAAGAUUGAACGAUCUCACCUGGACGGCUCGGACCGAAAGGUUCUGAUCAACACCGACUUGGGCUGGCCCAACGGUCUCACGCUAGACUACGACACACGAAGGAUCUUCUGGGUGGACGCCCACUUGGACAGAAUCGAGAGUUCAGACCUCAACGGGAAACUGCGUCAGGUCCUCGUCAGUCCGGUGACCCACCCGUUCGCCCUCACACAGUUGAAGCCGGUGUCCUCCCCUCUAACUCCUUUCUCCCGACUCUCGCAGCAAGACCGCUGGAUCUACUGGACAGACUGGCAGACUAAGUCCAUCCAGCGGGUGGACAAACACACCGGCCGUAACAAGGAAACUGUGCUGGCCAACGUGGAGGGCCUCAUGGACAUUAUAGUGGUAUCACCUCACAGACAGACAGGUACCAACCUCUGUGGGGUGAAUAAUGGCGGCUGCACUCACCUUUGCUUCGCCAAGACCAACAGUUUUGUGUGCGCCUGUCCUGAUGAACCAGAUGGCCGACCCUGCUCAACCAUUUCAGGUUACAUCCCCACCUCUCCUGCCAGAGGAACCAGCAGCACUCCUGUUCCCAACAAGAUCCCCAAAGCGCCAACAGACACUCCACACAGAGGACCCUCACUGGUCAACUGUACUGACAAGAACCUAAACGAAGAAGGCUGCUUGAGCAACGUGGUGACGGCUCCUCAUGGAGAGGGACUUCAUAUCAGCUAUGUGAUUGGUGGAGUUCUGACCAUCCUGGCUAUUCUGAUCUUCAUUGCUGCUUUGAUUAUUUACAGACAUAAAAAGUCUAAGUUUGCUGACCCAGGAGUGAGCAACCUGACCUACAGUAACCCCUCGUACCGGACGUCCACACAAGAGGUCAAGAUCGAGGCGUCGCAGAAGCCUCCGAUAUACAACCAGCUUCGAUAUAAGAAAGAGGGGGGAGUGGACGGAGGCUACACGAAGGAGAAGAUCCGCAUCGUGGAGGGUGUGUGUCUCCUGUCCAAUGAGGAGCUUUACUGGGAUGACCUAAAACAGAUCAAGCCUUCCCGAGGCGGCCUGCACACCUGCAUGCGUACAGACACCGUGUCCCUGCAGGCCAGCAGUGCCUCGCUAGAUGAUGGCGAGACAGAGCAGCUCCUCCAGGAGGAGGCGUCCGAAUGCUCCUCCAUAACCACCUUGACCCCUUCAGCCAUCACCCCGCAGCGUCACGCCCAGCACAGCCUGCCCGACACCGGCUGGGCCUCCACACGCAAGCCCUCCACCGAGAGCGAAGUGUGAGGGAGGCCCCCCUGCCCUCCGUGCUUUAUCUCAACCUCCAUUACCUAAUACACUCAUACACACACCUGUAUUUAUAGCUGGUACAAAUAAACAGAGUAACAGUUGCAUACGUAGAGUAACGGUACAUAUGAACCUGGUUAGACACAACUAAGCUCCCAUAAACACAACUCCUGUCUCUGAAACUGGGGCUCCGUCCUACUUGUGCGCGCACACACACACACACACACGUGUAGUACAGUCCUCCAACAGUACCCUCAGUGCUACUGCCUUUAGGCAAAAUGAUAAACUAAUGAGCAUGCUGGAAUAAGAAAGUAAAGGACUCUGGGGAGGAAGUGAACAGAGAGACACAAGCGUUAUCUGAAACCUUUUUAAAGUAUGCAGACUCUCAAUGCGACAAACGCUUCUCUGUGUACAACUUCACCUUUAUUUUCUGUGAACUUUUUUUGGGGGGACGAAGCUAAAACUACGACAUACUCCCUGGACAAUGUAACCAUGAUGCUCUCUCUAAUGCCACUCAUGUCUUUAUGAACUCUAUUUAUGAACGUUUUUGUACUUGUGGAGUGGGUUUGCUGACUUUCAGAGAAUGUCGAGAGUGUUGUGUUAAAAGUUCGUGCAGCAAGACCCGGGUAUUCAAGAGUUGUAUUUAUGACCGUGCCAAAGGGUGGGGCUUCACAGAGUCUCCAUGCUUCUUUCUGCAUUUACACUUCGAUAGAAAUCUAAUUCUUAAUUGUGGGAUGUUUGUUUUGUUUGACUUUACUGACUUGCCCUCACCGGUGGGAGACCUCAGUGAUGACACCAUCUGCUUCUGAUUCUUUAUUUUACAGCCUCCAACAGGUCAAGCAAGGACUUACUGUAGCUGGUACUCUCAGUUGGUUGCAGAAGUCCAUUCGUCUACUGCAAAAGUAACCUGAAAGGAGCCUUUUUUUUUUCUUUUUUUUUUUUUAAGUUGUAAUUCAACCAUGCUGAUCCUCCGGCAUUGCAGAGGAAGCCACGAUGAAGUAACAGCCUAAGUGCCAAACAUUUCACUCUUUUUCCUCCUUCAGCUGUAUAUUUAUUUUUUCAGAGAUUUUAAAAUGUUCGUGACAUUCGUUUAACUUGGGUUUGGUCACCCAAAUUACAGAAAAGACAUUUUCUCAGAUAUGUACCACUAGGGCUGUUCAGCCAUGCAGAUAGUUGUGGUUUUAUUUAGCCAGGUGUUAUAUAUGUCUUUGGGAUUCCUUCUGCCCCAAAACACUGGUGUUUUUUUUGGAACUACUUUCUCAAUGCAAUCUCUCAUUGAGAGUUUCUUUCAUUGGUCUUCAAAAAAUGUUCCUUGGGUUAACUAUCCAGAUAUAUGAUUAUCUAUGACAGCACUUACUAUUAGAAUUUGAAGCUCUCUGAUUUUAACAAAUUUAACAACAGUUCAUUUUUUUUGCGCUAAAAAACAAACAAAAAACAGCUCCCUUGAAUUUUUUCAGGAGGGAGUGUGUCUAUUUUACAUUGUCAUCACCAAUGUUCCCCCAUCCAUGCUAUCCACCCACAUUCUCUACUAAGGUCAUCUCUCCAACUUUUUAGCUGUCUAAAAAAAUGUAAACACCAUCCGGCCCUCCCUGUCCAUUCUCUACCUCGCCACUUUGACCUACAGUGGUGGCUUGUAUGAAAUUGUGUUUGUUUUUUUUAAACGCUGCUACAAACAGAAAUAUUAGAUAAACAAUGAUAUUACAUCGUUUUUGAAAAACAUUACCAUCCCUCUUUUAACAGAUUGACUAAACUCAACAAGAUAAUGUUGAGAAAGGUUAUGUUGUAGGGUUAGAUUUUAAGAUAUUUGUGUCACUACAAAUGUCAAUGUGAUUUUGAAAUAGAUUUUCUUACUUCUGGAACAUAAUCACAAAAAAAUCCAGUUUCACUUUGCCUCUCUAUUGUAUUGGGGAAGCUGCAGAGGCAAAUAUAUCAAAACUUGGCACAUACAACCAAAAGUAUCUGCGUGGCCAAACACUAGUAGGGAUCAAUGAGAACAUUUGUUUUUCAUAAUUUAAGUUUUGAUCUAUCAACUCUAAAUUUGUAAUGUAAAGGUGUACUCGCAGUAUCUGCCACAGUACAGUAUAACAAAUGGGUAACUUAGGAACACUGUGCGUGUCUGACCCCAUCAGACAGUGAGGGUUUAUAGUUUAGAAAUAUAUCACUGACAACUUACUGAAAAAUGAAUUCAAUACAAGUAAAGAUAUUAUGCAUUGCUUUAACUUUAGAGUACCAUUCUGUCUGUUAUUGAAAUAUGGUACAAGGAAAUACUAUAUUGCUAUAUUGACAACUAUAUCGGUUAGACUUUACAGAACCAUGUAUUUUGAAGUAUCUGCUACAAGCUCAGCAACUUGCUGAUUUGCUGCUAGACGAAGCACUGAGGCCAAUGAAAGAGGGUCUUGGCAGCUACAUAACUCCGGUCUCUGACAGUUAGUUUACAGUAGGCCUACAGAGCAUCACAGCGACCCAGUAACCAAUCAUCACGGCUCACAGUCCCUCCAACUCUGCUGCAGGAAUGCUAAAACUGUACAGAUUUUAUCAUGUGGAUAUAAGCAUUUAAACAUUUCUGUUGAAGAUAUUGCGUUGAUUAAGUUGUAUAGUCUUUUGUACAAAGGGAUUUCAUGACUGUUUUUAGACUUGUAUUAAUUUUACUCACUGGAGAAGAACAUUUUUUUUUUGUUUGUUUUUGCUGGAUUAUUUUAACCACUGUGUUUCCAAGCCUUGUAAAUGAUAGGGGAGAUGCCAGUUAUUUAAUAGUGCUCUUUUAUCUUAUGAAAUACUGGUCGCGUAUAGCUGUUGUAAAGUUAACAAAAAGAGGUAUUUAUGAUUUCUGUUUGGUCGUCACUUGAUGUGUAAAUAUGAAAAGACUGUAUAUGUAUUUCCAUGGCAGUACUAACAAGCUGUGUUGUGUGAUAUAGUUAAUUAUCCCUUUGCUAUCUUUUAAUAUAAAAUUGCAUUUGCAUUUCAAUGAAA
Messenger RNA from Siniperca chuatsi (mandarin fish), 9230 nucleotides. It is a transcript of the gene lrp4, whose product is annotated as low density lipoprotein receptor-related protein 4. Gene Ontology annotation, biological process: chemical synaptic transmission; canonical Wnt signaling pathway; receptor-mediated endocytosis involved in cholesterol transport. Gene Ontology annotation, molecular function: protein binding; calcium ion binding. NCBI's taxonomy places the organism in Eukaryota, Metazoa, Chordata, Actinopteri, Centrarchiformes, Sinipercidae. The record is from RefSeq and is a predicted model, not a curated record. The coding region runs from base 279 to 6260 and encodes 1993 amino acids. The transcript has 39 exons.